AUGCAGUCUGUGUACAUUGUUUCUGCCGCUAGAACCCCAAUCGGUGCCUUCCAAGGCUCGUUGGCCUCGCUUACAUACCCAGAGUUGGGUGCUGCCGCAGUUAAGGCUGCGUUGGAGAAGGUUCCACAAAUCAAGCCUGAAGCCGUUGAGGAAAUCAUCUUCGGUGGUGUUUUGCAGGCCAACGUGGGCCAGGCUCCUGCCAGACAGGUUGCCUUGAAGGCUGGACUUCUGGAGGCCGUUGUUGCAUCCACCGUCAACAAGGUUUGUGCUUCUGGUACCAAGGCGGUGAUUUUGGCUGCCCAGACCAUCAUGACCGGAAACGCCGACAUCGUGGUCGCUGGAGGUGCUGAAUCCAUGUCCAACACCCCAUACUACCUUCCAUCUGCUCGUCAGGGUGCCAGAUACGGUGACGCCUCCAUGGUGGAUGGUGUCCAGAAGGAUGGUUUGUUGGAUGCUUACAGCCAGAAAUUGAUGGGUGUGGCUGCCGAGAAAUGUGCUGCCGACCACAGCAUCUCCAGAGAGCAGCAAGAUGAGUUUGCCAUCAACUCUUACAAGAAAGCACAGAAGGCUACCGCUGACGGUAAGUUCGAUGCUGAGAUCGCCCCAGUCACCAUCAAGGGCUUCCGUGGAAAGCCAGACACUGUUGUUUCUGUGGAUGAUGAACCAAAGAACUUCAAUGAGGCACGUCUUAAGACUUCUAGAACUGUUUUCCAGAAGGAGAACGGUACCGUGACCGCAGGUAACGCGUCCAAGUUGAACGACGGUGGUGCAGCCCUCGUGUUGGUCUCCGAGGCCAAGUUGCAGGAGUUAGGCUUGAAGCCUUUGGCUCGUAUUGCCGGCUGGGGUGAAGCUGCUAGAUCUCCAAUGGACUUCACAAUCGCUCCAUCUUUGGCCAUUCCAAAGGCAUUGAAGCACGCCAAGCUCUCGUACGACGAUGUUGACUUCUACGAGUUGAACGAGGCCUUCUCGGUUGUUGGUUUGGCUAACGCCCAGAUCUGUGACUUGCCUACUGACAAGUUGAACGUGUACGGAGGUGCUGUUGCUUUGGGCCACCCAUUGGGAUGUUCUGGAGCCAGAAUCAUUGUCACUUUGCUUUCUGUCUUGAACCAGGAGGGUGGUAAGAUCGGAGUUGCUGGUAUUUGUAACGGUGGAGGAGGAGCCUCUGCCAUUGUCAUCGAGCGUAUUGACAAUGACUUCAAGUUGUAA
Sungouiella intermedia is the source of this 1206-nucleotide messenger RNA. NCBI's taxonomy places the organism in Eukaryota, Fungi, Ascomycota, Pichiomycetes, Serinales, Metschnikowiaceae. The record is from the annotation of a GenBank genome assembly.